ACGUGUAAAAUUUGUUGUGUGAUUCCGGAUUCUUAUGCUGAUCUUUUUCCAUGUGUUGGAGUCCUGUAUUUACAUUCCAUGUGCUGUGGCUGUGUUGUUUCUAAAAAAUUGUUUCUAAAUCGCAUUAUAGAAUAGGAUUCAGAAAUGCCGAAGUCAAAAAGAGACAGAAAAGUGUCAUUGACAAACACGCGGAAGAAAGGUCUGGAACUGAAGCAGAAGUUGAUUGAAGAGGUUCGAGGAUGUGUAGACAAGUACGCUAGAAUCUUCCUCUUCUCUGUUGAAAACAUGCGCAACAGUAAAAUAAAAGACGUCAGAAACAUGUGGAAACACAGCAGGUUCUUCUUUGGUAAGAACAAAGUGAUCGCCAUGGCCCUCGGUAAAGAAAGAGAAAGUGAAUACAGAGACGGUUUGCACAUGCUCAGUAGAAGACUGCAAGGCAAUGUGGGAUUGCUAUUCACCAACGAAUCCAAAGAGGCAGUUAAUGAAUGGUUUGAGACGUUUGUAGAGCCCGAUUAUGCAAGAUCAGGAAACCUAGCCAAGUCUACCGUGGUUCUUGAUGAGGGACCACUCAGUCAGUUCUCUCACUCUAUGGAACCUCAUCUCAGACAGCUUGGACUUCCAACUUCACUAAAGAAAGGUGUAAUAACGCUAGUUGGUGAACACACAGUGUGUAAAGAAGGAGAGUCCUUGACACCAGAACAGGCUAGAAUACUGAAACUGCUAGGCAACACCAUGGUUGAUUUCAAGAUUGACCUCCUGGGCAUGUGGUCCAACAACGGCACAUUUGAAGAUUUCAAAACUUCUGAGAUCACAGAGGCAACAAGUUAUAGAACAACACAGGAGGAUGGAAGUGAUGGGGAGCAGGAGGAGGCAGAGAGUGGGGAGGAGGAGGAGGAGGAGGAUGUGGAGGAGGAAUAGAGAAACAACCUUCUACAGAUAAUGACUUUUAUAUUUAAAUGAAGCCACACACAAGCUUGUAUACGCCUGAAACUGUAGACCGCCUAUUGUCCCUCUUUUGAUUAUACUCCCGUUGGUUUUGUACACGUAGUCCAUGUGUGGACCUUUCCCGAACCGUGGACUCUAUUGUCCUCUCUUGUUAUAGGUCCCAGGUUUGAAUGUGUAUACCUACUCACAUGGGUACCUAUGUGUGCCGCUCCAGAUUUUUAGGGGUUAAGACCAUCUGCUGAAGUUUUCUCAGGGCAAGUCGUACCAUUUUGAGGAAUAUUACUCCACUUAGUAAACAAUAAUUAGACGCCAUAAGGUGUUCCAAAUAAAAAAGAUAUUUAAAAAUUAGGAUAUUUUGAACUGCAUGAAAUGUGACAUUUACGUAAAAGUGUCACGUAAAAUCUCAUCAUGAACCGAACGUAACCGUACGUAUCGGGCCAAACAGGAAGUAUGUGCAAAUUUAAUUGUUGCCCACAACUUAUUAAUCAAGAAUUGUCUGAUGUGUCAUCAUUAUAAAGUGAUAAAGCACCGAGUUUUUUUUAAAGGCAGUGGACACCAUUGGUAAUUGCUUAAAAUAAUUAUUGGUAAAAAACCUUCCUUGA
This is a messenger RNA of Asterias rubens (European starfish), 1547 nucleotides long. Its product is annotated as mRNA turnover protein 4 homolog. Gene Ontology annotation, molecular function: RNA binding. The transcript has 7 exons. Gene Ontology annotation, biological process: ribosomal large subunit biogenesis; nuclear-transcribed mRNA catabolic process; ribosomal large subunit assembly. NCBI's taxonomy places the organism in Eukaryota, Metazoa, Echinodermata, Asteroidea, Forcipulatida, Asteriidae. Bases 145 to 918 code for a protein of 257 amino acids. The record is from RefSeq and is a predicted model, not a curated record. Gene Ontology annotation, cellular component: preribosome, large subunit precursor; nucleolus.